Condylura cristata (star-nosed mole) is the source of this 3204-nucleotide messenger RNA. It is a transcript of the gene RUNX3, whose product is annotated as runt-related transcription factor 3. The transcript is spliced from 4 exons. The coding region runs from base 78 to 986 and encodes 302 amino acids. The record is from RefSeq and is a predicted model, not a curated record. Gene Ontology annotation, molecular function: RNA polymerase II cis-regulatory region sequence-specific DNA binding; DNA-binding transcription factor activity, RNA polymerase II-specific; ATP binding. Gene Ontology annotation, biological process: regulation of cell differentiation; hemopoiesis; regulation of transcription by RNA polymerase II. Gene Ontology annotation, cellular component: nucleus. NCBI's taxonomy places the organism in Eukaryota, Metazoa, Chordata, Mammalia, Eulipotyphla, Talpidae.
UUUCUCAGCUGUCUGCCUGCCUGUGCCCUCAGGUGGUGGCGCUGGGGGACGUGCCGGAUGGAACGGUGGUGACGGUGAUGGCCGGCAACGACGAGAACUACUCUGCUGAGCUUCGCAAUGCCUCGGCUGUCAUGAAGAACCAGGUGGCGAGGUUCAACGACCUUCGCUUCGUGGGCCGCAGUGGGCGAGGUAAGAGUUUCACAUUGACCAUCACCGUGUUCACCAACCCCACCCAAGUGGCCACCUACCACCGAGCCAUCAAGGUGACUGUGGAUGGACCCCGGGAGCCCAGACGGCACCGGCAGAAACUGGAGGACCAGAAGGCGUUUCCCGACCGCUUCGGGGAGUUGGAACGGCUGCGCAUGCGCGUGACGCCCAGCACGCCCAGCCCCCGAGGCUCGCUCAGCACCACAAGCCACUUCAGCAGCCAGGCCCAGACCCCCAUCCAAGGCGCCUCGGACCUGAACCCUUUCUCCGACCCCCGCCAGUUUGACCGCUCAUUCCCGGCGCUGCCCACCCUCACAGAGAGCCGCUUCCCAGACCCCAGGAUGCAUUACCCGGGCGCCAUGUCGGCCGCCUUCCCCUACAGCGCCACGCCCUCGGGCACGGGCAUCAGCAGCCUCGGCAUGCCGGCCACCAGCCGCUUCCACCACACCUACCUCCCGCCCCCCUACCCCGGGACCCCGCAGAACCAGAGCGGGCCCUUCCAGGCCAACCCGUCCCCCUACCACCUCUACUACGGCGCGUCCUCCGGCUCCUACCAGUUCUCCAUGGUAGCGGGCAGCAGCAGCGGGGGUGACCGCUCGCCCACCCGCAUGCUGGCCUCCUGCACCAGCAGCGCCGCCUCUGUGGCCGCCGGCAACCUCAUGAACCCCAGCCUGGGCGGCCAGAGCGACGGCGUGGAGGCCGACGGCAGCCACAGCAACUCGCCCACCGCGCUGAGCACGCCGGGCCGCAUGGACGAGGCCGUGUGGCGGCCCUACUGACCGCCCGGUGGGAGCAGACGGCUCCCGGCGGCGGCAGGGACCCCAAGGACCUUCCCGGCAAGUGGCUGGCCCGGCUCUGAGGCCCAGGGCAGGAGUGGGACUUAGGCUCCAGGGCUUCCGUAGGCCCAGGCCAGGGUCCACAGCCCAGAUCGGUGGGCAGUUCUGGAUAUCCAGUGUGGCCAGCCGUGUCUCUCUACAGAGGGGCCGAGACCGCCCCCAGGACACCAGGCCCAGCUACAUCCUAGUCAUCUCAUCCCACAUUCCUGAGGGAACGUUCCUCCCCCCGCCCCCCGGAAUGACCUGGCUGAUCCCCUGUGCCCGCUGCCUUCCCGGACCAGCCUCGGCACAGAGACCCCCUCUCCUGGGGAGAGAGGCCUCGCCCACGGGGCUUGGUGUCUUGCCCAGGGGCCCUAGGGAGACCCCCCCCACCUUUCUCAGACCUGCACCCCAUGGACCCAGCCCUCCCUCUGCAUUUACACAAAUCGAGUCAGAACUGGAAGGGCCCCCGGCCCUGAGAGCUGUGCCCUUUGGCGAUGGGAUAGAACCAUCCAGAGGACCCAGGAAGUCAGACGCAGAGAUGGGAUGCGAAUGCCCCCCGCCAGUCCCAGAUCUGCUUCCCCCCAAGUCCUAACAGUCAGAAGCCCAUCCCGUCCCAGCAGUCUGGGGGCCCCAGGCCUCAGAGGAGAGUAGCCUGCGGCCCCAGGCCCCUCCGGUCAGGGGCAGCCUGCAGGUGGGUUCUCCAUGCACUUUACCAGCCCAAGGCAUUCACCCUCUGAUCUCUUAGUGGGGGGCUGGGGACCCCCCUUCUCUGAGGCUGGUCUCAAGUUUGCCGUUGUUGGAGAGUGCGGGGACCGGCUAGGCCCCCCGCAGUGGCAGGAGCACCCCGUGCCCCCCCUCCCCCCGUCUAAGCCAGUCUGCGCCCCAGCGCAGCCCUGAACAGAAUUCAGUUUUAAAGCUGAUCGUAGGAAAAGAAGCGUCAGUCAAACAUCGCAAACACGUGACCUCUGACAGUGAAGCCCCGUAGUGGCCGCGACCCAGCCCCAGCCCAGACGCCUCUAGAGCGCGCCCUUCCGCAGCGUCCAGCCAGCAACAGCCGCCGACCCUGCCGGGCGUCAGCACAUCACACCCGUGCGGGGGGUGUCCUGGCGUGGGCCCCACCGGCCCGCCCCGGGCUCCGAGCCGCAGGGCGCCCCUUGGUUUCAGGGGGAAAGGCAGGCCUUGUCCAGGCGUCAGGCUGCAUAUGGAUUCUCGGUUGGGUUCUUUAGUCCCAGAAAGGCUUAUGUGGGGAAGGACGAGCUCGCCCUGGCCAGUGCCAGGCAGCGUGUGGUUUCAGGAUUCAGACUGUCCUCCGUGGGUGUGGCCGUCGCCCCUGCGAAAGGCCCCGUGGCUGGCCCUGUAGUAACACCUGACCCCUGCACCCCCAGCCCAACCUGGAACAAGGGCGCGGGGCACUUGGGGACUCAGGGAGUCCUUCUGAUGGUCUUACGCGAACCCCUCCUGCUGCAGCUCCUCUUGUCUGGCCCUCACUGGAAAAAGCAGUCUCCAUCUCUCCCAUAUAGCUGCCGGGGGUGUCCUGCUGGCUGCCCGCACCCAGGAAGCGCUCCCCCCUUCUCAGGAAGCGGCUAGUACCCGUUGCCCGGCUGCCUUCGCUCCCCCUCUCCGGUUGCAGACUGGCCCCAGGCUCCCAUGGGUUCCAGUGCCCAGCACUUUGUAGCCCCGCCCAGAUCACUGCCCCUUGCUGACCGCCAAGCCCUGGUGGGGGUAGGGGCAGGAAACAAGCCACCCACCCUCCUUCCACCCCCGACUGAAAGUGGUGGCAACCUGCUCGCUCUGGCCGAAGGUCCGUGGUGGGUGCAGACGGCUGGGAGACAGAGGCCCUUCCUGACAAGACUGUUUUGAAACUGUCCCGGGCAAGCGCCCCGCCUUAGAAAGCACAAGGAAGCGGAGGGGCCUGGUCUCCCUGGAAACCUGUUGGUUGUGGGUGCGGAGCCUUUGUGACAUAUUGUCAUGCCGCUGUGUUCAUGGUACCUGCCACACUCGACUCUUCCAGCCCGGAACUGGGGAGAGGGUGGGAGGGGUGGAAUUGCUUUGCACUAUAAUUUGCUUGGUGUGUUUGUUUUUAAUGCACAACUUGCUUGUACAGUAAACUGUCUGUCUUCUGUACUAUUUAACUGUAAGAUGGAAUUUUGACUGAUUUGUUACAAUAAUAUAACAGAUG